CAGUCUCCACUUAUCAAAAUCAAACGGCCAUUAACAAGCGUCUGAUCAUCAAUUUCAGUGUAUUGGCUUUGGUCUUUUUGGAGCUAAACAGCUAUGGAGGGCAAGGAAGAAGAUGUUAGAUUGGGAGCUAACAAAUAUAGGGAGACGCAGCCCAUUGGUACGUCAGCUCAGAGCCAAGAUGACAAGGACUACACUGAACCACCAGCAGCGCCGCUGUUCGAGCCAACGGAGCUCACUUCUUGGUCCUUUUACAGGGCUGGUAUUGCAGAGUUCAUAGCCACUUUCUUGUUCUUAUACAUCUCUGUUUUGACUGUCAUGGGUGUAGUUAAGGCACCCACCAAGUGUUCGACUGUUGGGAUUCAGGGGAUAGCUUGGUCCUUUGGUGGCAUGAUCUUCGCUCUUGUCUAUUGUACUGCUGGCAUUUCAGGAGGUCACAUAAACCCGGCGGUGACGUUUGGGCUGUUUUUGGCAAGGAAACUGUCCUUGACAAGGGCUUUGUACUACAUGGUGAUGCAGUGCCUUGGAGCCAUAUGUGGUGCUGGUGUAGUGAAAGGAUUUGAAGGGCGUCACCAGUAUACUUUGUUGGGUGGUGGUGCCAAUAGUGUGAACCCAGGUUACACCAAAGGUGAUGGGCUUGGUGCUGAAAUUGUUGGCACCUUUGUUCUUGUCUACACUGUCUUCUCUGCUACUGAUGCCAAACGUAAUGCCAGAGACUCCCAUGUUCCUAUUUUGGCACCUUUGCCAAUUGGGUUCGCUGUGUUCUUGGUGCACUUGGCUACCAUCCCAAUUACAGGAACUGGUAUCAACCCAGCUCGUAGUCUUGGUGCAGCAAUCAUCUUCAACAAGGACAAGGGCUGGGAUGAUCACUGGAUUUUCUGGGUGGGUCCAUUCAUUGGAGCAGCACUUGCAGCUCUAUACCACCAAGUUGUGAUCAGAGCCAUCCCUUUCAAGAAGUGAUCAUGAUGCAAAUGUUUAUGGCCAUUUCUUGUUUUCACAAUCAAGACCAAGAUCAAGCACAGUUUGUUAGCUUGUUUAUCUGUUUCAUUACUGUGUACUUUUAACCAUAUGAGCACGCUGUAAUAAUAGCACUAUGUUUUCCUUGUCAAAGAGCCUUCUUCUACCUUCCUUUUUAUUUGUGGAAGGGAAGGAAGGUGGGCCAUGGGUGAUGAGCCCAUCUUAAGUUAGGUGGCCUGUAUGUAUUCAUAUGAUGGUAUUUAUGUGAAUGGUUGUGAAUUUCUGGAA
Molecule: messenger RNA, 1242 nt
Organism: Hevea brasiliensis (rubber tree)
Lineage: Eukaryota; Viridiplantae; Streptophyta; Magnoliopsida; Malpighiales; Euphorbiaceae
Product: aquaporin PIP1-2
Exons: 4
Coding region: 94-957 (287 amino acids)
Biological process (GO): response to water deprivation; transmembrane transport
Cellular component (GO): plasmodesma; plasma membrane; vacuole
Molecular function (GO): water channel activity
Source: RefSeq, a predicted model, not a curated record